GUACCAGUGAACUUGUUCAUUGAUGACACUAGCGGCAACCGAUCAAAAAAAUGGAACAAGUUCAAUAGCUGGUCUCUAACGCCCGCUGCGCUUCUACUCACUGAACGCAACAAACGGGAGAACACGCACUUGAUCGCUGUCCACAACAAAUUGACUGCUUUGGAGAUGCUUCCCUUUAUUGUCGAGGACUUGUGCGAGCUUGAAAAGGGUGUGGUGAUGUUCGAUGCUGCUAGCAAUCAGGACGUGUUGGUGGUAGCGCCGCUGUGCUUUAUUUCGGCCGACAAUCCACGGCACGCCGAACUCGUGUGUAGCAAAGGCCUUGCUUCAACUUUCCCUUGUUGCAAGUGC
Zychaea mexicana is the source of this 348-nucleotide messenger RNA. RefSeq lists its product as uncharacterized. The record is from RefSeq and is a predicted model, not a curated record. The transcript has a single exon. Lineage: Eukaryota; Fungi; Mucoromycota; Mucoromycetes; Mucorales; Lichtheimiaceae. The annotation marks the transcript as partial.